This is a messenger RNA of Pteropus alecto (black flying fox), 939 nucleotides long. Its product is annotated as olfactory receptor 7D4. Gene Ontology annotation, biological process: G protein-coupled receptor signaling pathway. The transcript has a single exon. Gene Ontology annotation, molecular function: olfactory receptor activity; G protein-coupled receptor activity. NCBI's taxonomy places the organism in Eukaryota, Metazoa, Chordata, Mammalia, Chiroptera, Pteropodidae. Gene Ontology annotation, cellular component: membrane. The record is from RefSeq and is a predicted model, not a curated record. Bases 1 to 939 code for a protein of 312 amino acids.
AUGGAAGCCGGAAACCACACUGAAGUAUCAGAAUUCCUCCUCCUCAGUCUAUCAGAUGAUCCUGGAUUGCAGCCCCUCCUCUGUGGAAUGUUUCUGUCCAUAUACCUGGUCACCAUUCUUGGAAACCUGCUCAUCAUGCUGGCCAUUAGCUCUGACUCCCACCUCCACACCCCCAUGUACUUCUUCCUCUCCAACCUGUCUUUCGUUGAGAUCUGUUUCAUCUCCACCACUAUCCCAAAGAUGCUGGUGAACAUCCAGGCAGAGAGCAAAAACAUCUCCUACAUCGGAUGCCUCGUUCAGGCGUGUUUUUUUACAAUUUUUGUUGGGAUGGAUGAUUUCCUUCUGACCGUGAUGGCCUAUGAUCGGUAUGUGGCCAUCUGCCAGCCCCUACACUAUGCGGUCACCAUGAACCCUCGCUUCUGUGGUUUUCUGGUUCUGAUGUCUUGGUUCAUCAUUUUCUGGGUCGCCCUGCUUCAUAUUCUACUGAUAAUGCGGCUAACCUUCUGUAUGGGCACUGAAAUUCCACACUUUUUCUGUGAACUGGCUCAGAUUCUCAAGGUAGCUUGCUCUGACACCCUCGCUAAUAAAAUCUUCUUGUAUGUAGCCACUGUCCUCCUUGGUGUGUUUCCUCUCACUGGAAUUCUGUUUUCUUACUAUCGGAUCAUCUCCUCACUAGGGAGGAUGGCCUCCACUAAGGGUAGGUAUAAAGCAUUUUCUACCUGUGUGUCUCACCUCUCUGUGGUCUCCUUGUUCUAUGGGACAGGCCUGGGGGUCUAUCUCAGUUCUGCUCUAACUCAUUCUUCCCAGAGAAGUUUGAUUGCCUCAGUAAUAUACACCGUGGUCACCCCCAUGCUGAACCCCUUCAUCUACAGCCUGAGGAACAAGGAUGUAAAGGGUGCCCUGAGAAGUCUCUUUGGCCGAGCAGCCUCUUGUCCAUGA